Molecule: messenger RNA, 1707 nt
Organism: Diprion similis
Lineage: Eukaryota; Metazoa; Arthropoda; Insecta; Hymenoptera; Diprionidae
Exons: 9
Coding region: 90-1658 (522 amino acids)
Source: RefSeq, a predicted model, not a curated record
GCCGGGAUUUACCGACUGUUGGAAUUACUGAGGCAUCGAUAAGCAACUCGUUUUCACUCUCGUCAGUACCUAAAAAAAAAGCUGUAAGCAUGCCUCCGAAGUUGCACAAGCGGGCUUCUACAUCGCAAAAUACACCGACGGCAAAGCGCAAAAGUAAUCAGAAGAAAGCACCUCCGAAUGUCUCAUGGCCUAGUCGGCUUAGCGAGCUCGAUGGAAGCCGUCUGAACGAGGUGACUAGACAACUGCUUACGGGGUGUUUGGAAACCACGAGACCUCCGCCGGUCAACUUACCGAUACUCAUUAAAAACAGCAACUCUUUUCCGCUAAAGUUCCCCAUCAACACUGUGCGCAAUUCAGAACUUCAGAAGCGAAUCCCGAAAGCGACUCUUGAGCGUCACGCCAACUCGGUCUAUCCCUUAAUUCAUGAAGACAUGCUGCCACUUAUUGCCGACUGGUUGAAACAUAAGCGGGAAAAAGGAAGCGCAGUCGAAAAAAAACUCUACGAAAAUGUGGGACUGAUUGAGCUGGUACAACGACUCCUCGAGCGCAGAGCAGUCUGCUUCAUGAGUCGGAAGGACAAGUUCAAGACCCUCGAGGUGGAGCUGGGAUUCGGCGGGUGGGAGCAAAUCGGUACAGACAAGGAAUUACUCCCUUUGGUAUUAGAAAAAUACCUCUCCUAUGAUGAGGUCAAGUUGUCAGCAAUGCUAACGAUGUCAUCGCAUACGGAGUUCAUCAAUGAUGGAUCGCGAAAUAACAAGGGAAUCUUGGCAAAUGAUCCCGGUGAAGUUGAGCCAAGGGGCGUUAUUGUAGGCGUAGUGGGUUCAAGGUUCCAAAGACCCGGUUUCAUGGAGUACCAAGAUAUUGCAGUUGCGCCAGAUCAAAACACUGUUGAAAACGGAUACGGCGCCACUCCUCCGUCACAAAGCAAGGACUCCGCUGAUCUUCAGGAUCUACGCCGAGUCUGGGCUCAAUUUUACGGAGAGUCCCAUUUGCCUCUUUAUGAAGAGGUUGCUGAGCGGCUUCAAAGGACACGAACGGACCCGAAGUAUGUCUCUGUCGGACGGAAGUACAUUUUCGACGCGGAAAAUUACCUCAAACGGACAAUUAUCACCGCCGAAAUUAUUCUGCUAGAGGCAAACGCACGUGCCAGUGAACUUGAAACUACUGCCUACAUUCACGUCGUUGGAUUCGGUCUAGGCGUCUGGAAGGCCUUACCCGAGCAAGAAGUUUACUUUAUGAAGGCUUUCGAAAUUGCAAUGAAGAGAUUGAUGAAAAAGAUUCCUCUUGUCAGCGACGUGAUGUUUGCCUACUUGAAGAACGAAACUGACUGCGGUGGAGUGGAAAACGGCGGCGACUUUGGUCACAUAAAGAUCCACUUUGGGAAGCGAGAACCACACACAGUUAUCAACGAGGAGAAACUAAUCGUUGUAACCUACGCCUGGGAUGGAAACGCUUUGCCAGGGAACGAAUUCUGGAUGGGAAAGUUAGCCACAAGUGGAGAUCCCGCCGCCGCGUGUAGCACCCAAAUCGCAGAACUCCACAACGUCAGUAUUAAUCCGGUCGCUUCUGCGGCUAAUCUUCAUAUUGCUUCGAUGGAAUUUGGAAUCCAACAUGUCGCUGAUUACGCUAAACUGAGACUGGCUAAUGCCAGUGAGUAACCAAUGCGAUUCAACAUGAGCACAGUUACGAUAAGGACCGAUAUGAUAG